AUGGCUAACCAGACUCCGCGUCAUUUCACUGUGGUGAUUGUUGGCAGUGGAAUUGCAGGGAUUAGUCUAGCCCGGGCCUUGGCACACGAAGGCAUCCAUUCCAUCGUCUUGGAGAAAAGAAGCCAAGCUGCUGCAAUUGGUGGAGGUGCUUCGAUAGGCAUCUUCCCUAAUGGAGCCAAAUGGCUGGAUGAACUCGGGUUAUUUGACGAAAUCCUUCGUUCGUCCGAUCCUAUCCUGAAAUCGUAUCUCUGGAGUGAUGACGCUCUUCUUUCUCGUCGGAAUUAUCCUCGGACUGUUUUCUGCAGGCUUGGUUAUCCCAUUUUGUUCAUCCAGAGACACAUGCUCCUUGGAACAUUGCAUCACGGUCUCCCCAAGAGGUUCAUUCAGGUAGUAUACGAGAAUGAGGUCAUCUCCAUUGAGCAAAUGACAGAGAUAGUCAGUAUUACAUGCGAUGACGGAUCAGUUCUCUUUGGCUCAUUGGUGGUUGGCGCCGAUGGAAUGGGCAGCAUCGUUCAAGGGAAAAUCAAGGAACAUGACCAGUCAGAGAAUUUCAACCCCCCUGUCGAGUUCUCGUGCAUUUACGGCGUCUCAAAAUUUACCGAAAACUUCACGAAAGAUACACUGCAUCAAUCAUACAACUGGGGGUAUUCCGUGACGGCUGUGAAUAACCGUGAUGAGACAUACUGGUGUGUUUAUCUUAAAGACAACACAAGUACUGUAUCCUCUAAUGUCAAAACACACGAGCCACUGGAGACAUUGUUACAGCCCAUUCUGUUCAAGGACUUUGCAUGCGGUACAAAUCUGUCAGAGCUCCUAGCAACUGCAACCGCUCGCUGUCAUUUUCCUUUGAAGGAAAGAUUGAGUACUAAAUGGUCUCAUGGUCGCUUGGUAUCUAUAGGUGACGCCGUACAUAAACUAAGGGAGGUUGCUCAUUUCUCUGGAUGGUCCCAAACCUGGGGCAAGGAGGCAACAUGGCAAUUGAAGACGCGACAACUCUAG
Molecule: messenger RNA, 999 nt
Organism: Penicillium antarcticum
Lineage: Eukaryota; Fungi; Ascomycota; Eurotiomycetes; Eurotiales; Aspergillaceae
Product: FAD-dependent oxidoreductase
Exons: 4
Coding region: 1-999 (332 amino acids)
Molecular function (GO): FAD binding
Source: RefSeq, a predicted model, not a curated record